Zea mays is the source of this 3090-nucleotide messenger RNA. RefSeq lists its product as uncharacterized. NCBI's taxonomy places the organism in Eukaryota, Viridiplantae, Streptophyta, Magnoliopsida, Poales, Poaceae. The record is from RefSeq and is a predicted model, not a curated record. Bases 237 to 2882 code for a protein of 881 amino acids. Gene Ontology annotation, biological process: DNA transposition. Gene Ontology annotation, molecular function: transposase activity; zinc ion binding; DNA binding. The transcript is spliced from 6 exons.
UCACGCGUUUCUUUCUUUUCCUGUGACCGCGCACAAGGGAGAUAGAGCUUCUUCUCCCCGUCGAGCUCGAGCUCCCGGUGGCGCGCCGCCGAGCCCCUUUCCCACGCUCGCCCUGUCCGUUCCCCCCUCCACGCCUGCAGGGCGCUUGCGUCGGCACUCUCUGGUCCUCGCGCCGCCUCCUGGAGUCGGUCAUCGUUCGGCUGCCGCCCAGAAGCUCUCCACCGCCGGCGUCGUCGAUGCCCUCCACCUCGGGCGCUCCUCCUGCAACAGCUGUUAUAGAAGAAAGGGAGAAAGAAGGUAGUUUUGAGAUGGAGUCCUUCUUAAUUGAUGAUUUCCAUGGCAUUGAUGAUGAGCCUUUAGCAAUUGUAGAAGCUCCUAUUCGACAUGAUCAGCAACUAGCUGCUAUUGAUUGGGACACACUACAUAUUUUUGAUAGUACAGAUGAAGAAGGAAGGAUAGAAAUAGUUGAUGAUAACCAAAUGUAUGUGCUAUUGGGGCUAAGAGAUGAGGAUGACGCUGCCGAGAAGGGUAGUGAAACUUCUGAACAGGCAGAUAGUGCACGUGCUGCUAGUGGCAAUGUCUCCUUUGUCGACAAUGACACUCUUGGUGCAGCCAUCCCUGUUAAUGAUGACAUACCAGGGGAAAGGGUGGUGGUGCAUGAUCCGGAUAAUCCUUGUAUGGAUAUUGGAACUGUGUACCCGAGCAUGCGUGAAUUUAGGUUGGCUAUGAGACAGUUUGCUAUAAAUGAAGAGUUUGAGUUGCAAAUCGUGAAAACCGACCCGAGUCGAUUUAUUGGUGAUUGCAAAGGGGAGGAUUGCCCUUGGCAUAUCGUGGGUCGUAGGCAACCCGAUGGGAAGACUGUUAUGGUGACAGUGUUACUUGAUGAACACAGUUGUACCUCCAGUGCUAGAAGAAAGACCACUACACCUACUAGUGCCUGGGUGGCAUCAAAGGCUGUCCAUCUGUUAAAGAAUUCAACCAUGGGAACUAAAGAUUUGAGGAUUAGGUUGGAAGAAAAAUACAAGUGUGAAAUACCUUAUGACACUGUUUGGAAGGGAAGACAAUUGGCACUGAAAGAGUUGCAUGGUAGUUGGGAAGAAAGCUUUCAGAUGCUAUUCAAUUGGAGAGCAGAGGUUUUGAGUCGGUCUCCAGGGAGUAUCAUUGAGGUAGACAUUAAAGAGGUGGAUGGCAAGGUAUAUUUUCAUAGGUUUUUUUGUGCAUUGGGUCCUUGCAUUGAAGGUUUUUUAGAGGGUUGUAGGCCAUAUCUAAGUAUAGACUCUACAGCACUUAAUGGUAGGUGGAAUGGGCAUAUGGCUGCGGCAACUGCUAUAGAUGGCCACAAUUGGAUGUACCCAGUAGCCUUUGGAUUCAUAGACGGUGAAACUGAAGACAAUUGGGUAUGGUUCAUGAGCCAAAUGAAAAGGGCUAUAGGAGAUCUCCCUUUGCUUGCUGUGUGCACAGAUGCAUGUAAAGGACUAGAAAAGGCAGUUAAGCAUGUUUUCCCUCAUGCUGAACAAAGAGAAUGCUUUAGACAUCUCAUGCAAAAUUUUGUAAAAAGGUUUGGUGGUGACAUCUUCUCCAAUAUGUACCCUGCAGCUAGAGCUUAUAGGCCAGGAGUCAGCCAAUACUUUUACAAUCAAGUUGUGGAAGCUUCAGAGGAUGCAAAGAAGUGGCUAGACAUGUACCAUAAGUUGAAGUGGAAAAGGAGUGAGUUUAACCCCGCCAUUAAGUGUGAUUAUAUCACCAACAACCUAGCUGAAGUUUUCAACAACUGGGUUAAAGAUUGGAAGGACCUUCCAGUUGUUGAGCUUGCAGACAAGUGUAGAGAGCUGAUAAUGAUUUUGUGGCAGAAAAGAAGAAGGAUUGCAGACAAGUUGAAUGGAAAAGUCUUACCUGCAGUUAUACAACAGUUGAAGGUAAAGACUAGAGGACUAGGUCACUUGACAGUUACAAAGGCUAGUUAUUUCUCUGCACAAGUGGAUGACAGCACAAAUACUCAUAAUAGGCAUGUCGUUAAAUCCUAUUUACAUGAAUGUACAUGUCUUGAAUGGCAGCACACUGGCAAGCCUUGCCAGCAUGCACUGGCGUUGAUUACAGCACAAGAUAGUGUGGAUGUGGAGUUGGAGGAUUUUGUGCAUGAUUUUUAUUCGGUUCAGAGGUUCAAGAAUGCAUACAAGAGAAUUAUUGAGCCACUGCCAGAUAAGACCCAGUGGCCACAUGUGGACCUACCAUUUGUUGUUGGCGCCCCACUGGACAAGAGAGGUAGAGGAAGGUACAAAAAACUCAGAAUCAAGAGUUGCCUUGAAGGUGGGAAUAGCAAGGGCAAAAAGGUUGCUGCAGAAAAAGGAAAAGAGGCUGACAGAGAGGCAGCUAAUGAAGUUGACGUGCAGGCUGAAAACCAAUCUGAAAAAAGCAAGAAGAAGAUGAUAAGAGGGAAGAGAAGGUGCAAAAAAUGUGGAGAAUUAGGCCAUGGUGAAACCAGCUACAAGUGCCCAUUAAAUGGAACGAAGAAAAGGAAGAGAAAGCCUCGAAAAAACACAACUAAGUAUGGGGAGAAUGCCAAAGUGCCAACACAAAAGAAGUCAAAAGGAGGUGAGGGAGGUACUACUGCCCAUGGAAGGGAGGAAUGUGUUGUUGUCCAAGAAAUGGAGAUUGUUGCUGUUGUUCAAGUCAUGGAGCAAGGUGAUGCUGCUGUUGUUCAAAACCCAACUAAGCCUACAAUGGAAACAAUUAUAAAUGACAGCCCAAUUAGGGUCACCAGAAGUCGACUUGCAAUGCUAUUGGCAGAUGGUACAACUUCACAGGAAGGUCUGCCAUCAGCAUCAUUCUCAAACAAGAUGACACCUCCUAAGAAGUUGACACCUAGGAAACUGAGAUGCUGAUUUGUGAAAUCAGCUAGUAUUUGUUAGUACCAUGUAUCUGAGAUGUGAACUCACCUACUAUUAGUAGCAUGUAUCUGAGAAGUGAACUCAGCUUUUAUGUAUCUGUGAAAAUUUGAUAUGGCUGCUAGCCUUUAUGUACCUGAGAACUCCGCCUUUAUGAACAUCAACGUUGUGCUCAAAUUGAGAUGGAUGCUUGCCUUGAUGUGAA